Messenger RNA from Funneliformis geosporum, 998 nucleotides. NCBI's taxonomy places the organism in Eukaryota, Fungi, Glomeromycota, Glomeromycetes, Glomerales, Glomeraceae. The record is from the annotation of a GenBank genome assembly.
UCAGGACAAAUGAGUGUUACAAACUUUGGCUAUCCAGAUUACUGGGAUCGAGACCCUAACACCUGGGGGAACGUCAACGAUUGGGACAUUUACUGGAUUGAACAGCCACACUCAGUAACAGUUAAUAAACAAAAUUCACACUCAGCUUUGGCUGAAGAAUUAAGAGUCCUAAAGCGGAUAUACGAUAGUACGGAACCUGCUUAUAUAAUAGCUUGUGAUUUGCAAAACAAGGAAAGUACAAUUUUUUUUGGCUUCGCAGAUUUGAUGGUGCCAACGUACUCUAUAGCUAAUCCGGCAACCGAGUUGUCCGUGGCGUCUUGUGAACUUCCAUCCCAUCCAAUACUUCAAGAGUGCAUUAGUAAACUUAAUUACCUAUUUCAGAUGGAGAACAUGCAAAAUAACGAAGUUUGGAUGAAAAAGGAUCAAAUCAUAUCAUUGAAGUUAGAAUCCGAUUUGAUCGACUUGGAAUUGGAGAUUGACAGGGCAAGAUUUCAAGUUGCACAACAAGGACUCCAGGAAUGUGCCGAUGCCGAAUUUGAUACAAUGGAACGAGAAAGGAAGAAAAUCCGAACCGAAGAUCAAAAUAAUGUUCAAGUCUCUCCUUUGUGUGCGGUUACUACUCCCUCUUUUCAACUUUCACAGGCUCAGCCACAAACUUCGGAAAAUAAGAUCAGAACAAUUAGUACUGCCAAUGAGACGGAAGUGAAAUCAACCUGUAACGAAGAAUCAUCAUCAUCUCCUAAUCAGGAACUAGAAGACACAGAAACGAUUCCUCCGAUAAUUGUAAAUGAAGAUGGGGAUAUCAUGACUGACACAAAAAUGAUGCGCGACACAUAUCUAAGAAUACGCCGGGAUCUAUGUGACCAUACUUCACAGAAGGAUUGGUAUAUUGAAGACUACAAUGUUUCAGAUGGAUUUCGCAAAUAUCAAAUUAGUAAUAUUGAUAAACUAGUGGUUGGCGAAACUUUUAACUUUUCGUCAGACCGUGAGGCGAUCUU